UUAUUAGCGGCCUUCACACGUGCAGUUCGGAAUGGCAUUUCUGGAACUGCGCACCAAUCUGCAGAUAAAUCUGUGCAGACUAGACCGCGCGCUGAUCUGUGCUUCUACUUUACGCUUCAAUUGUAAUAACAGUUUGAACUGCGGUUCAAACUGUCUAUUUCGCUUUCCUGCAGAUAAAACUGUACGUAUAAAUGCUUUUCGAGAGUUUAGAUCGCAGUAUGGAAUGGCGCGUGGAAUGUCGACCAAUUUUAAAAGUUUUCUUUCAGUUUUAACCGGUGCAGUAGAAAUGGAUACACGUCUAGUGAUCGCGUUAGCUGGUUUUGUGGUUGGUUUUAAUAAUCUAAAAAGGAGACGUGUAUGGGUUAAGAAAUAUAGACGAAAAUUUGGACAUUUACCCAUGUUAAAAGAAAUACGAGAAAACUAUCCAGAAGAUUUUAAAAAUUACCUACGGAUGGACGGCGAUAAUUUUGAUUGCUUAUUGGAACUUAUCCGUCACAGAAUUACUAAGCAAGAUACAGUUAUGAGAAAAUGCAUAACACCAGAAGAACGUCUUUCCGCAACAUUAAGAUAUCUGGCAACUGGACGUUCAUUUGAAGAUUUAAAAUUUUCUUCUGGCAUUUCUACAUCAGCUCUAAGCAAGAUAAUACCGGAAACGUGUAAAGCGAUUUACGAAACGUUGAGGAAAGAUUACAUGAGGUUUCCUACAAGCAAAGAAGAAUGGCUGGAAAUUGCUAAAGGUUUCCAUGAUCAUUGGAACUUUGUUAACUGUGGAGGCGCACUGGACGGAAAACAUAUAAGAAUUAUUCCUCCUGCCAAUUCUGGAGCAAAAUAUUACAAUUAUAAGAACUUUUAUAGUAUGGUUUUAAUGGCUCUGGUAGACUCAAACUAUGAGUUUAUUUUUGUUGACGUUGGUAAAAAUGGCAGGAUGUCCGAUGGGGGUGUUAUUGAAUACACAACCUUUUACAACAAAUUAUUAAGAGGACAAUUAAAUUUACCCGAGAGAAGCGAGAAUGAUCAUUAUUUAAAUUACGUUUUCAUUGGUGAUGAAGGUUUUGCAUUGAAUGAAAACCUUUUGACCCCCUACCCGCAAAGAGAACUUGAUCAUGAAAAACGAAUCUUCAAUUACAGACUCUCACGUGCUCGUAAUGUUGUUGAAAAUACUUUUGGCAUAAUUGCCUCUAGAUUUCAGAUACUACGUACACCUAUUAACAUGAAACCAGAAAAUAUAUGUUACAUAGUACUAGCAAUAUGUAGUAUUCAUAAUUUUUUAAGAAAGAGAAGUAGUUUUUAUAUGUCAGCAUCAACCGUGGACAGAGAAAAUAUUGAAUCGAGUACUGUUUUAAACGGAGAUUGGCGCCAAAACAGCUCUGAACUAACUCCAUUGGACAGAUAUUCGGCCAGAAAUGUGCCUUCCUUAGCUAAACAGAGUAGAGAUGAAUACAAAACAUAUUUCAAUACAAUAGGUAAGGUUUCUUGGCAAGAAACUAUGAUAAACGCUGGUAGAUCAUAGCUGUUAAUAUGGACAAACCUUUAAUUUUUAUGUAAUAAUCAUUUAAUUUAAUUUUAAAAUGAUAAUAAUCACUUACUUAUACGUAAUAAAAAGGUUUUCUGUGAAAAA
Messenger RNA from Pieris napi, 1618 nucleotides. RefSeq names its product protein ALP1-like. The record is from RefSeq and is a predicted model, not a curated record. The transcript has 2 exons. The coding region runs from base 32 to 1510 and encodes 492 amino acids. NCBI's taxonomy places the organism in Eukaryota, Metazoa, Arthropoda, Insecta, Lepidoptera, Pieridae.